AUGGUUCAUUUGGAUGAUCGCAUAGAAUGUGAACCAAAGCGCGACGACCGAAUGGAAAUUCCAGAUUUCAUAAGAAUGUUUUUAAAUCAUCGCUUAAUAACUCUGUCUCGGGAUUAUUUUGUUAUGACUCCUUUAUAUUUUUACUUCCUGGUUUCGCUGGUGGAAUUCGGUGAAUGCCAACAGGCUCGACAGCUUGCGAGGGAAUCUUCCAUUGUCGGUCUUUCGAGGCAAUUGGUAGCACCAGGUCCUGAAGCAUCCAAGUCCCCGAAAGUUGCUGUAGGACCAACACUGCCAAUCAGAAGUGCUGGAUCAGAAUUACAACGUUCGAUUCGUCCUCGAGUUCGCACACGAAUCAUAUCUCGAAAGCUAUUAAGGGGAAAAAAAUCAAAGAGAGUUCGACCAUUUCUAUCAUCGCAACUUAAUGGUAGUACUGGUCACCUACUGGACAAACUUCCUUUUAGUUUGGACCGCGGAGUUUUUUCAGGAAAAUUGCCAAAUAUUGAGCCUAUUCGAGCAGAAUCGAGCAUAAUUGCAAGCACUUCAUCUACAUCUCCUACUGUUAGUGGUACCAAUAUUCAGCAUUUACAAUUACAAAUGGAAAGGAGACUUUCGCAAAAAUUGUCUAAUGGAAUUUCUAUCGCAAGACCGCCUGUCGUGAACACUGAUAAGUCUGAUAAACAAGAUGUCAUUCAGAAUUUGCCACUCACUAGAAAUGAUGAAAUUCCAUCGCAAAUUGAUCAAACAAAUUCGCCAUCUUUCUUGAAUUCGUCAGCUGAAAUAACGUUAAGUUCUUUCGACAAUAAACCAUCCAAUAUUCCUCACGAUACUACUGUCUUCAUAGAUGCUCAUCAUGUUCAGUUAUCGUCAGAUGCAAUAUUAGCAACAAAAGAAGCGAAAAAAGAAAUAAGCUCUUCACUUACAGUGGAGGCAUUGAACAACCAGGCUCCAAAUUCUCUCCAACAAGAACUCCAGGAAAAUACCCUUUUUGAUGAUGCCGAUUCAGAAAUAUUACGGAAAAAAGUGCCAUCAAAGAAAAAACACAACAUUGCUAGUAACCCUCCCGGUUUUCUUCCUCCAAGCGAUUCAAUUAUCAACGAUUUGAAUAAAGCCGACGAUUUUAUGGCUGUAGCUAAUGUGUUGCAACUUAAGAGACGUUUUAAAGCUUCAAUGCUUGAGGAGAAGUGCCUGGCAUAUCCAUCAUUAACGGAAUAUUACAACGGUAAAUGCUAUAUCGUUGAACUUAAAAACAAAAAGACUAGCGCUGAAGCUAAAAAUGAUCGGAGCAUUUGCAAUCACUUGGAUGGAUAUCGUGCUAAUCUUGCUGAAAUUGAUGUCCAAACUAGCGAUCAUCUGAAAUCUAUUGGUGUUAUUAAUAAGAGACAACCUGUUUUUGCAAGAAAUUAUCAUAGUGAAGACAUAGAACCAAACGAAAAAUAUGCCUAUAUAUGUCAAUAUGCCGAUGAGUUUUCUUGCAAAAGUGGAUAUGAGUUGUCCGGGCUGCAUUGCUAUAAAGUAUAUAAUAAUAAAGAAACGUGGAAAAAUGCCGCAAAAGAUUGUUCGAAACGGAGUGAAUCACUGGCAGUAGUACACGAUGAUGAUACUGCGCAAUUUAUUGGAAGUUAUGUGACGGAAAGUGCAUCGCCAUACAUUGCUUCAUAUGCUUUCCUUCAUACGAGGAUCAAUAACGCGGCUGGCGAGGGUGUUUUUGGAUACAUGGACAUCGAUAAAGAAAUAGAGCGGAAAUCCUAUGCAUGUCAGCAUAUCGCGUUACAUUCAUUCGGUCAAGUUGUUGUGCCUGAUUCCAAUCUUUGGCUCCCGAAGAACUGA
This is a messenger RNA of Dracunculus medinensis (Guinea worm), 1827 nucleotides long. The record is from the annotation of a GenBank genome assembly. NCBI's taxonomy places the organism in Eukaryota, Metazoa, Nematoda, Chromadorea, Rhabditida, Dracunculidae.